Eutrema salsugineum is the source of this 1911-nucleotide messenger RNA. Its product is annotated as protein IQ-DOMAIN 1. NCBI's taxonomy places the organism in Eukaryota, Viridiplantae, Streptophyta, Magnoliopsida, Brassicales, Brassicaceae. The transcript is spliced from 7 exons. Bases 325 to 1617 code for a protein of 430 amino acids. The record is from RefSeq and is a predicted model, not a curated record. Gene Ontology annotation, molecular function: protein binding.
CCUUCAAGAUCUGUUUCUUCCUUCUUUUCCUCUACGAGAUUUUGUACCAUAGGCUUCCAUACCCAUUUAUCUUUCUUGUCUGAAUCCUAGAAAAGACUCUCAUUUGUCUUUUGUUUGGUCGAUCUGAGAAAUUGUUUUAAAUUUUAAAAUAUUGCCACUCUCUAAGUGUAGAUUCUGCGUUUGAAGUACAGUGAAACGUCUUUCAGGGUUUGUUUUUUUUCUCCGAGUUUUUUUGUCCUGUAAAAAAAAAACUCGGCAGCUCUCUCUCUCUCCUCAAGAAAGAUUGAUUGAUCAAAAUCUAUCAUUUGCAAAGGAAAACUAAAAAUGGGUAAGAGUUGGUUUUCUGCUGUGAAGAAGGCCUUAACUCCAGAACCAAAACAAAAGAAAGAACAGAAGCCCCAUAAGGCCAAGAAAUGGUUUGGUAAAUCCAAGAAGUUGGAUCUUACCAAUCAUUCACUGCCUAAUAGUACUCCUCGUGUUGUCAAAGACGCAAAACGAAAGGAGAUUGAGGAGCAACAGAGCAGACAUGCUUACUCCGUGGCUGUUGCAACUGCUGCUGCUGCAGAGGCAGCCAUUGCAGCUUCUCAAGCUGCUGCUGAAGUUGUUCGUCUCACGGCAAUAUCACGUUUCCCUGAGAAAUCAAAGGAAGAGAUCGCUGCCAUCAAGAUUCAGACAGCAUUCAGAGGAUAUAUGGCAAGAAGAGCAUUGCGUGCCUUGAGAGGCCUUGUGAGGCUAAAAUCUUUAAUCCAAGGGAAAUGUGUGAGACGUCAAGCCACAUCGACAUUGCAAAGCAUGCAAACACUAGCUAGGUUACAAUAUCAGAUUCGUGAGAGGAGGCUCCGAUUAUCUGAGGAUAAGCAAGCUUGUGCGCGGCAGCUCCAACAAAAACACAAUAAAGAUGUUGCCAAGACUGGAGAAAAUUGGAAUGAUAGCACAUUGUCGCGGGAGAAAGUUGAGGCAAACAUGUUGAACAAGCAAGUAGCAACAAUGAGAAGAGAAAAAGCGCUUGCAUACGCAUACACUCAUCAGAAUACGUGGAAAAACUCAUCUAAAUUUGGAUCUCAAACAUUCAUGGACCCGAACAACCCGCAUUGGGGUUGGAGUUGGCUAGAACGUUGGAUGGCUUCAAGACCAAACGAAAACCUGCCAACCACAACACCAGACAAUGCUGACAAAAACUCUUCUGUGUCGACGAGCGUAGCAAGCCGUGCCAUGUCUGAGAUGGUUCCACGCGGCAAAAACCUUUCACCAAAAAGAAAGACACCAAAUAGUACUCAAAGAGGUUCAAGCCCAAGAGUGAGGCAGGUCCCAAGUGGUGAUGAAGACUCAAAGAGCAUGUUGAGUAUCCAAUCAGAGCAACCUUGCAACCGUAGGCAUAGCAUUUGUGGCUCAAAUGCAUCCACUAGAGACGAUGAUAGCUUAACCAGUAUUCGCUCUCAGUCAGUUCCAGGCUACAUGGCACCUACUCAAGCUGCUAAAGCAAGAGCUCGGUUCUCGAACCUUAGUCCAAUGGGCUCAGAGAAGACAGCAAAAAAACGGUUGUCCUUCACUGGAUCUCCCAAGACUGUAAGGCGGUUUUCUGGUCCUCCGAAGCUGGAAGGCAAUGGGAACAAAUAAAGAUACUGGUCUUGCUUAAGAGGAGAUGUUUUUAGAAGAAUGGAUAUAGUUUAUAUCUGACACUGUUGAGUAGGUGCAAGUUCUGGAACAGACAUAAUAUCAGAAAAGAUUCUGCUGUGUCUUUGUUUAUAGCAAUUCCCUUCAUUUGUUUUUGGUUUUUUUUUUUUUUUGGUUACUGCUACAAACUUAUUUAUUUGUUUGAUUUUUGAUUGUUUUUUUUUUUGUUCAAAGAUUUUUGAUUGUUUUAACAUCUGAUUUUUCAUGUAUCUUUCAACUGAUGAGGAGACAAACAUA